Metopolophium dirhodum (rose-grain aphid) is the source of this 774-nucleotide messenger RNA. RefSeq lists its product as uncharacterized. The transcript has 6 exons. Bases 1 to 774 code for a protein of 257 amino acids. Lineage: Eukaryota; Metazoa; Arthropoda; Insecta; Hemiptera; Aphididae. The record is from RefSeq and is a predicted model, not a curated record.
AUGACUAUUAAUCUAUCCAAUGAUAUAGCCAAUGCUAUUUUACUGUCAUUUCCAUCAGAAAUAAAGGAUGUAUAUUUUCUAAGGGAUGUAUCUUGUAAAGCUCCAAAAGGGAAACUUUACUCAAAAUAUUUCAAUACAAUGAAGAAAUUACAAAGUGUUGGAUUAAAUUCCACUAGUAAAACAUACGAGAAUAAUAAGAAAAUUCUAUGUAGAUCUGAAGAUCGACUUGAUUAUUCACUCGAAAUGGAACCCGAAUCUGAAGAUUUGUGUGCAAGUUUACAAGAUUCAGACUUAACUUGGCCUGAAAUUGAGACAAUUUGGAAAAAAACUAACAAUUUUAGGCUUCAAUAUAUUAAGAAUAACAACACAGCGUCUAUUUUCAAAAAAUGGAUACAGUUUACUCAACCAAUGGGCUAUAAAUUGGUAGAGAUAGAUUUCUGUCACAUGUACUCAAACUUUAAAAACCUACCAGCCAAAUUUGAAAGAAAGUCAUCUUUGCUAUUGAAAAUAUUUGACGAAAGAAUAAAAGAUAAUGCAAGUAAAAUAUUAUUAAAUCAAUUAAAAGAAUCUCCUGAUUUAUGCGAAAAUGGGAAAAACUUGGUUAUAUUUUAUUUGAUGCAUUCGUUAUUUGUACCUUCAUCAAGAAAAAUUACCAGAGAUGACAAUGGAAAAAAAUCUGUCAUAAAAUAUUCCAUAAAAGAUUCUCGUUUUAGAAGUAAACCUUGUGCUGUUCCAAGUUUCUCUAAGAAUAAUUUAUUAUGUCUAAGCACUUGA